Molecule: messenger RNA, 1758 nt
Organism: Thermothielavioides terrestris NRRL 8126
Lineage: Eukaryota; Fungi; Ascomycota; Sordariomycetes; Sordariales; Chaetomiaceae
Exons: 5
Coding region: 1-1758 (585 amino acids)
Biological process (GO): calcium ion transmembrane transport; intracellular calcium ion homeostasis
Cellular component (GO): fungal-type vacuole membrane
Molecular function (GO): calcium:proton antiporter activity
Source: RefSeq, a predicted model, not a curated record
AUGGACACGAGAAAUCAAGUCGCCCACCAGCUCAAGAAUAUUGCCGUACGAUUCCUGGUUGCUGUCAAAGUCGUGAUCUGGUCGAGCCCCGUCAACCUCCUGCUUGUGUUUGUGCCCGUCGGGAUCGCUGUGCACUUCGCACGCAUGCAAGCUGGGGUGGUCUUCGCUAUGAACGCCGUCGCGAUAGUACCUCUGGCCGGCGUCCUCAGCUACGCCACCGAGAGCGUGGCAAGCCGCCUAGGCGAUACCGUCGGCGCUUUGAUGAACGUGACCUUUGGGAACGCCGUCGAGCUCAUAAUAUUCAUCAUUGCGCUUGUCCAGAACCACAUCCGCAUCGUGCAGGCGUCGCUCGUGGGCUCUAUCCUGGUCAACUUGCUCCUGAUUCUGGGGAUGUGCUUUCUCCUCGGCGGACUCCGAUUCCGGGAGCAGAUCUACAACAGCACCGUCACGCAGAUGAGCGCCUGUCUGCUUGCGCUGAGCGUGAUCAGCCUGCUCUUGCCGACCGCGUUCCACGCUUCAUUCAGCAGCGAGACGAGGGCAAACAAUGAGGUCCUGCAGGUCAGCCGAGGAACAAGCGUCAUCAUGUUGAUCGUGUACUUUCUGUACCUGGUGUUCCAGCUCAAGUCGCAUUCCUACAUCUACGCCUCGACGCCUCAGGGGUUGGUCGACAGGGAGGCAGUUCCGGGUCCUGCGGCCCAGUACUUCAACUCGUCUGGCUCGGAGGGAUCGUCAUCUGAUUCGGACUCGGACGGGUCGCCAUCGCGGUCAUCGAAGACUGCUCGGAGGCUCAGGCGAAUGAUGAGGAAGGGGAAGAGGGCGCAGAGUGUGGGGUCUGACGGAGGCACGAACCCGGAUUCCGAGACAGCUGUUGCGACGACCAUUUCCUCCAGGUCUAAUGGUACUGGCACCACCGAUAGUCCGGACGCCGUCGAGCCAAAUCACGCUGCUGUUGCCACAGACGAAAAGGGAGCGUCAGCCGCGGGCGCCACACGCUCUGAGUCCCCGAGACGUGACCGGAAGCCGAAGCACAAGCAGCGAUCAAAAGGUGACGGCGAUGAGGGGAAAUCCAGCCGCCGCCACAAAACAGCUCCGCCGUCAUCUCUCCCAACACAUGACGGAACAGGACGAUCCGAGUUCGCAGCCGGCCCUGCUCUCGAAGCGCAGACGGGAUCGACCCAACCGCGGCCGUUCUCCGCACGCAGCCUGCUGCCGCUCAUUCCCGACAUGCCCCAUCACGGCCGCCACCAACCGCCCCCCUCCCCAUCCCGCACGACCGCCGUCAUCCUGCUGCUCCUCUCGACCGGCCUCGUGGCCGUGUGCGCCGAGUUCAUGGUCUCGUCGAUCGACCGGCUGGUGGCGGCGGCGCCGGGGCUGUCGGAGGCCUUCAUCGGGCUGGUCCUGCUGCCGCUGGUGGGCAACGCGGCGGAGCACGCCACGGCGGUCAGCGUGGCGCUCAAGAACAAGGUCGACCUGGCCAUCGGCGUGGCCGUCGGCAGCAGCAUCCAGAUCGCCCUGUUCGUCACGCCGCUGGUCGUCAUCCUCGGCUGGGCGCUGGGCAGGGACAUGAGCUUGUUCUUCACCCUGUUUGAGACGGUGUGUGUGUUCGUCAGCGCGUUCAUUGUCAAUUUUUUGGUGCUCGAUGGGAGGAGCAAUUACCUCGAGGGCGCGCUGCUCUGUGCGGCGUAUGUGAUCAUUGCUGUAGCCGCGUUUUUCUACCCGGACUCCAAGGCGGCGAAUGUGCUGGGCGGUGGUGGUUGA